ACUUCCUUGAUGGUUUGUCUUCCAGAUGCGGAGGGGGUCGUGUCUAAGGGGGAGCACCGCUUACAACAUGUGACCGUCCAGGUGAGGCGUCCUCCUCCAUGGGACCCCAGGAAGGUCGUUCUCUCUGGUCUGGAUCUGGACACACCGGAGGUUCUCCUGGAAUUGUAUGUGGAGGCCGUGAGUGGCCGGGAGACCUUCACCAUUCACCGCGCAGCAGAUAAGACCUCCGCCCUGGUCUCCUUCCAGCAAGAGCUAAGUGAAGACGGUGAGCAUUUUCAGCAGUUACUGACUCGUGCCGAGAAGAAACCAUUACAGCGCCAUCCGGUGUCGGCGUGCCGCGUCCGCGCCUGCGGUGACGUCCUGGUGGAGAAUAUCGGCAGCCAGAUCCCGGCCGAGCUCCUGGAAAUGUACUUCGAGAGCAACCGCGCAGGAGGCGGAGCCGUGAGAUCCGUGACCAUGCUGAGGAUGGCCGCCGCCGCCGUGGUGUCCUUCCAUGACUGGAAUGUGGCUGAUCGGGUCCUCUGCAGACAACACACCCUACACAGCUGCCAGCUCUCUGUCUCCCCAUACUACCCUGAGCUGUUGGGGAGUCCACGUAAUGACAUCACCAAUGAGAGAGUGAUGGAGGAAGAAGAUCCUACAGAGACUCCUGACACUGGAACCAUGCAGCAGAAUGGCAGCCACGGCACCGGAGCCCCAGCUGAAGACUGCAGGAUGCAGAGUGUUCCAGGGAUAGAUGAAAAGAUGGUUGGAGUAGGACUAUGUGGUAUGGAGGAGACCCAGGCUGAGACACGUGAGGGGACAGGGAUGGCCUCUGUGGAGGCCGCAAGUCCUGUACAUGAAGCUGAAGUUGUAAUGGAAGCAGCUGAACUUUCCUUUAUGCAGAAAUAUCAUCAUGAACUUCUGGCUGGAUUUGAUGCAGUGACAAUCUUCCCCCUGGAGGAGGAGGACAGGUUUGGCUUCAAGGUGGUUGGUGACUCCUUUUCAUGUAGGACCGCAGUGGAACUUCUGCAACACAUCGUGUCCUCGCUCUCGUCUCGUACCGUCACACUGGAAUACCCUUGGGUGUCACAUUUCCUGCUGGAGGGUGAAGGGCAGCGCACUCUGCGUGACACUGAGAAGCAUCAUCAGUGCAUCAUCGACACCUCGCAGAUCUCCUGGAAUGCUCUGGAUUGUGUGUACAUCGAUCCCUGGAGUUUCGUCGAUGACUCUACAGACACGUCUCCUGUCCAAUCUAUGGUCACUGAUGAGGAGCCAGACAAUCAGUUGCUGCAAGCUAACAUGGAGGGAAUCAAGAGGUUUGCAUCCCUUCUGAAGAGUGAAGAGAGUCCCAGCGACGCCCCGCCCACCGAAAGCUCAACAACGAUUGGCCAGAACAUCCUCAGAGAGGGUACCGAGGAAGAUUUAUACACAGACAGUCCCUUGAAGGAUGAGGACUCAACAGCCUCUGCGGUGAAGGAUGAAGAACUGGACCAAGUGUGCCAAAUGUCUCGCAAGGAGUACCAAGACCAAGAACUGGACGAGGAGGCCCAGCUCCUCCUGGCUAUCCAGAGGUCAAUGGACACUCGGGGGGGCCCCACACAGGACAACGAGGAUGAGGAGCUCCAGAGAGUGUUAGAGAUGUCCCUCAUACAACACGAAAAUGAGGACACCGAAGAUUCCUUACAAAGAGCCCUGGAAAUGUCUCUCAUGAAAUCACAGGGCCGCAAUCAACCAAUAAGAACCCUGCGAGAAGAUCCCGCCUCCUCCAAUGACCAGACCUCCAACGUGGCCCAGAUCAGAGUUCUUGCUGGAGACGAGACCAGUAUAGUGGUGGCAACUAGAGCCCUCCGCAAGGCCAUAACCUCCAAACUGAAUGUGGUGAGCCUGGAGGAAACGGGUAUCGGGCAGAACAUGGCGCAGAUCCUGGCCGCUCUGGAGAAGAAGCACAAGGUGAAAAUGACAAAGUCUGGAAGAGAACUACAAAUCCACGGCUUCCUACACGGCCCCAACCAGUGCCGGCAAGAGAUGAGCCAGAUCAUCAAUGCCCUCCAGGCCAGAAACCAGGCCAAGGCUGAGGUGAUGGAUGUGGACAUAGACGUAGAAAUGAUUGACGUGCCGGAAACAUCCGAGGAAUACCAAAGUGUCAUCCAACCCUUCCUGAGAACCCUUCAGGACCUGAAACUGUCCAUCGAGGUCCUCCAGGUCCAGAGGGUCAACAAUCCUCUGCUGUACAAUCAGUACCAGCUGAAGAAGGUGCGGAUGGUGAUGACCGACCCUAAUAAGCCAGCUGAGCGCAUUCUGUACCACGGCACCACCGAGACCGGCGCCAGAGAGAUCUGCCAUAGCGGCUUCAACCGCAGCUUCUGUGGAAAGAAUGCCACGCUGUACGGUCAGGGGGUGUACUUUGCGUUGGAGUCGGAGAUUUCCACGCGGGAUCAUUAUUCGCCCCCCAACAAGGACGGGAAGAAGUUUGUUUUGGUGUCUCGGGUCCUCACCGGGGACUUCACUCUGGGAAAGGAGGACAUGAGGACGCCGCCAUUAAUGGAAACCACCACCGGGGGGGCGCCGCGCCGCUAUGACAGCCUGGUGAACAACAUGAAGGAGCCCGUCAUCUACGUCAUCUUCAAC
Messenger RNA from Nanorana parkeri, 2610 nucleotides. It is a transcript of the gene PARP10, whose product is annotated as poly(ADP-ribose) polymerase family member 10. Gene Ontology annotation, biological process: negative regulation of gene expression. Gene Ontology annotation, cellular component: cytoplasm; nucleus. Lineage: Eukaryota; Metazoa; Chordata; Amphibia; Anura; Dicroglossidae. The record is from RefSeq and is a predicted model, not a curated record. Gene Ontology annotation, molecular function: transcription corepressor activity; NAD+ poly-ADP-ribosyltransferase activity. The annotation marks the transcript as partial. The transcript has 10 exons.